Messenger RNA from Catharus ustulatus (Swainson's thrush), 2632 nucleotides. RefSeq lists its product as uncharacterized. The transcript is spliced from 2 exons. The record is from RefSeq and is a predicted model, not a curated record. Bases 667 to 1578 code for a protein of 303 amino acids. NCBI's taxonomy places the organism in Eukaryota, Metazoa, Chordata, Aves, Passeriformes, Turdidae.
GUGACAGGAUGCAAAAGCCCAUUAGAGGUAGGACAUAAAAUAAAUGUAUGAGUUGGUAAUAAGAGAUAGGUAAAGAGGCCACAGAGUAUGACAGAAUGUCUUCUGCAGCUACUGAAGUGUGUUGGACAAAAUGAGGGCUCUCUGCUAUUCGUGCAUUUUGUGAAAAUGCCCUGUAUUUUUAGCAUUUUGUGGAAUGAAAAUUUUAUGUGCUAUUAAAUGUUGCCGGCAAAUGGUGGGAGACCAGUAAACUUAAACACACUUCAACUUUCCCUGCUUUGGUUUUCUUUGCUGUUACUUAGUAACAUCAGAGAGAUUUUACUACAGACUUUUCUUUUUCCUAUGGAAAAACGUUGACUCUGCCACUUCUUCAGUCUGUAUUUAUGCCAAACAGCACAUUUGGUAAAGGAAGGGAAAGUGGUCCUGUUCUCUGCUUGACAGACCAAAGAGAAAUGCUUUUAACAGCUAUAAAAAAAAUUGUAAAAAAACGAGUUUAUAAAUUAAAGCCCCAGAAGGAGAUCUUUAUCAAAGCCCUCUAUUGACACAGACACAUCACUCGAGCAUGGCCAGAAUACUGAAACAGCUUUCAUUAACAUUGCCAGUGUGUGGCACACGCUGCUCCACCCCAGGGCCACAAGAAGGAAUGCCAUGCAAAGCUGAAGCUCUCCCAUGGACAGUUCAGCUGCAUCCUUGGACACAAAGCUGCUGAGCUGCUUCCCUGCCACUGCUGAACCUGAGGCAUGCAGGGGCUGCAGCAGGGUUGGAUGCUGGGACAGCAGUGGGGGGAUCCUGCUCCCAUCCCGAGCUGCUGCUGUGGUCUGGGGCUCAAACACACUCCAGAGCAGGUUAGUGCAGGGACAGCACACACAGCUGCCCUGGGAGCACACAGGAGUGGGGAACGCCAUCCAGACACCCCUGGGAGCACACAGGAGUGGGGAAUGCCAUCCAGAUACCCUGGGAGCACACAGGAGUGGGGAAUGCCAUCCAGACACCCCUGGGAGCACACAGGAGUGGGGAAUGCCAUCCAGAUACCCUGGGAGCACACAGGAGUGGGGAAUGCCAUCCAGAUAUGCUGGGAGCACACUGGGAGUGGGGAAUGCCAUCCAGAUACCCCUGGGAGCACACAGGAGUGGGGAAUGCCAUCCAGACACCCCUGGGAGCACACUGGGAGUGGGGAAUGCCAUCCAGACACCCCUGGGAGCACACAGGAGUGGGGAAUGCCAUCCAGAUACCCUGGGAGCACACAGGAGUGAGGAAUGCCAUCCAGACCCCUGGGAGCACACAGGAGUGGGGAAUGCCAUCCAGAUAUGCUGGGAGCACACUGGGAGUGGGGAAUGCCAUUCAGAUACCCCUGGGAGCACACAGGAGUGGGGAAUGCCAUCCAGCCAUCCCUGGGAGCACACAGGAGUGGGGAACGCCAUUCAGAUACCCCUGGGAGCACACAGGAGUGGGGAAUGCCAUCCAGACACCCCUGGACGACUCUGCCCAGCGCUCAGGAAUUUGAAGCAGAUGUCUGCUCCUGGCAUUUUUCCUGGACUUGAACAAGGCUGUGUUCAACACAGCUGCUCCAAAGGGUCAUAGUUUCCCAUUUCUAUUACAAAACAUUCCAGAGUCUAAAUUUAGGGGUGUCAUUUUGGAGUAAUACACAUCUGAAAAGAAAUAUUUCUAACAAAUUAGUAUUUUCUUCUCCCACUUUGCUCCAUACAACAGGAACCAGGUAAUGGUCAUCAAAAGCAGGAUGGAAGGUUUUCACCAGAACUGGUGGUACAUUUUCAGCAAGUACAGAGCUAAAGGUGCCUGGAAAGGAGAGGCUGGGGCCUUCAGCAAAGUCACUGUGGUUGCUUCUAUCAUAAAUACAGCACCUACACCACUUAAACAAACACACCAAAUCUAAAAUAAUCAGAUUCUAAAAAACAGCAGAAGUCAGACCUCUUAAAAACCCACAGUAGAUGCCCCUUACUGAAAAGUCAUCCCCUAACUAUUAACUAUAAACAUAAACCAUCAAACACAUUCUGCUGCUUCUGAGCAGCUAAAUGGUACAAAGUGCAUCCCCAGGGCUGCUGUGCACAGUGUGCUUCACAAGGCAAGUGCCAACAUCCCAAUAAAUUAUUUAACACUAGUAUUAUGUAGUGGUGAAAGCCAAGCAGAGAGCUUCAGCAAAGCACCAUUUACUGAUCCCUUCUCUGUUUGGAGUGCAGGGGAAGCAAUCUGUUGGCAGCUUAGUCAUCCUCCUGUUUUCCCCCUGGCAUACACGUGCAAUUCUUUCUUCCCAAAAUCUGGGGGCAAAAUUUGUUUUCUUUUAAAAAGCAACCAAAAACCAGAAAACAAAAUCAAACCAACCAAACGUGGUGCCCAGGAGCUGCCUGCAUGCAAUACCACGGCUGGAGUUUCAUCUGUGGUGCAAACAUUGGCAAUGUCAGGACUAAUCAGUUCAGUGACCCAACAAGAGGCAGAGGGAAGCUGGGUCAUUCUGUUCCUCGCCCAAUAUUAAUAUUACAUAAAUACUGUCUUUAUUUGCAGUUCCAUUCAUACAUCCCAGCAGUGCUGCCCAUUCACAGGAUGCUGAGCCAAGUGAGCAGGCUGAUGCUGUGCAGAGUUGUCUUUCUGCAGCCCCGAGCAGACAGGAGGCUCAGUU